AUGAUGGAUGUAGAAAAUGAAGGUGAUGACAUUGGUAUACAAUUUCCUCUGCCGCCAUUACCCAAACGACGCCGUUCGACAUGUUUCACUAAGUGCAUCAUUUGCCAGUCUGACUCAAGAGAAAAUCUGAGAAAGGGAAAGCAAUCUUCUGUUAAAAAUUUUAUUUCGAAAUUGCAAAUUCGUCAGGAUGACGUUUAUCGACGGCUUUCUGCAAAUUUUGAUGUCUUGUACGAAAACGAAGUUCUGUGGCACGCUUCCUGUUAUACAACAUAUACAAGUGAACAAAAUAUCAAGUAUGCGUCAAAUCAUCAAUCAUCGACAGUGCAGACAGAAAAAAAUAAGUACGCUGAAGCAACCAGUGAGCCUUGUGCCAUGAUAUAUCGAUCUAAAGCUGUCCCGCAUGACUGGUCAAAAUGCUUGUUUUGCAAGAAUCGCACUCACAAGAAAGAAAAAGUGAUGCAAAGUGUAUCCACACUCGCGGCAUGCAAUACAAUAAUGCAAUGUGCGGAGGCAAAAGGAGAUCAGGAUAUGCUUCGUGUACUUAUGGGAGUCGGCAAUGAUUUAGUUGCCGCCGAAGCGAAGUAUCACAAAACAUGCUUCGCAUCUUAUGUGAGCAAUCAAAGCUCAAGUCUCAAGUCUUUAAGGAAGAUGAAAGAAAAGAAUCUGUUUAUGACCAAGCAUUUCGUGAAAUGGCUUAUGAUAUGGUUUCAUUGUUGAAGAAAUAUGCCGAAUUGCUAGAAGAAAGAGGAGUUGAUGGUCAGAAAUACACUAGCCAGAAACUGAAGCCUCGAAUGAGAAGUCAUUUCGGAGAGACGAUUGUAUUCCAUCAACCUUAUCAGAGAUCAAGACCCAAACUCGUGUAUUCAAGUAGUAUUUCACUACAAGAUAUUAUCAAUGCUUCUGCUACCCACAACAAAGAACAACCGUCAUCACAAGCAC
Molecule: messenger RNA, 939 nt
Organism: Paramuricea clavata
Lineage: Eukaryota; Metazoa; Cnidaria; Anthozoa; Malacalcyonacea; Plexauridae
Source: the annotation of a GenBank genome assembly